AUGGCCAGCAUCCGACCAGGACAAGCAUAUAACUCUUUCGAUCUUCUCCCAAGAAGCUCAGAUGCGUGCUCCUCGUCAUGUUCUUCAGGGUCCACCUGUAUAAGUCUAGAUCAGGGCAGCUCCUCCAUCUGCUGUCCCGCCGGCCAAGACUGUGACUACAUCUCGCCGAUUACAUGUGAUAUACAGCAGCAGAAUGCCACUGCCUACCCCUCGAGCGUCAUCAAGACAACUCGUCUGGGUGACAGUCUUCCCAAAUGCGGUGAUUUGUGCUGCCCGUUUGGCUACACCUGCCAAGGCAACACUUGUUCUCUGAACCAAAAAACCUCCACAACUGCAACAGCAUCUGUAUCCAGCUCCUCUGCCAGCACCACAUCAUCUACAUCUGCAUCUAGCUCUAGCUCUAGCUCUUCCACCAACACAGCAACACCAUCUGUAUCCAGCUCCUCUAUCAACACAGCAUCAUCAUCAUCGACAACGGAAAGCUCAGCAACCCCCCUGGCAACUAUCACACCCGUGGCAUCUCCCUCAUCAGAAAAGUCUGCAACCCCCACGACAUGCCCACAUGUAUCAACAUCGUGUCCCUCCUUCCCAGCCGGGGCUAUAGCAGCAGGCUUCUUCCCAGGUGCCGUUUUCGGUGCCGUCGCAGCCCUCUUAAUAACUUGCUGUUUCCGACGUACCCGAAAAGACGAAUGUGAAAUACAAGAAGGCAAAGCCGGGCCUAAUUGGUCCCAACGCUCUUCUUCCGGCGCAAUAUUGUGCAUAUCAAACCCAAUCCCCCAAGACGAUACCUCCUAUCGCACAGACUUCCUCCGAAGCCCACCACGAGUCAAGCGCUCUUCCACAGGAGAACGCUCGACUCGCACGAUGAUUCACCGCACCGGCAGCAGAGUUCGGAGUCUAUUCUCCGGUUAUCCAAGACAAAACCCCGGGCUAGGCAAUGAUGUACCGCCUAUCCCUAUGCCAAACCCUAUGGCACCGGCACCGGUUGCGGCGCCGUUUACCCCGCCACGACAGCGUCAGCCGAGUACGGAAAGCAUCAAGGUGUAUUCACCGCCUGAGCCAUCGUUUGCGCAGUCUCGCAAUUUUUUGGGGCCUGAGCCGUACCCUGGUGCUGCCGAUAAACCGGAUACUCUGUUUAACGACCUGAUGCAGGUUGUUGCGGUUCCUCAUGUCGCCAAGGUCAAGGCACCUUAUCCGACUAAUGAUGAUUCUCGGGAAAAUCCGUUCCGGGAUCCUGUGCGUUUAUAA
Molecule: messenger RNA, 1248 nt
Organism: Penicillium expansum
Lineage: Eukaryota; Fungi; Ascomycota; Eurotiomycetes; Eurotiales; Aspergillaceae
Exons: 1
Coding region: 1-1248 (415 amino acids)
Source: RefSeq, a predicted model, not a curated record